This is a messenger RNA of Ziziphus jujuba (common jujube), 1141 nucleotides long. RefSeq names its product vestitone reductase-like. NCBI's taxonomy places the organism in Eukaryota, Viridiplantae, Streptophyta, Magnoliopsida, Rosales, Rhamnaceae. The coding region runs from base 66 to 1052 and encodes 328 amino acids. Gene Ontology annotation, molecular function: oxidoreductase activity, acting on the CH-OH group of donors, NAD or NADP as acceptor. The transcript is spliced from 4 exons. The record is from RefSeq and is a predicted model, not a curated record.
UCCAAACAAAGGAAAUAUGCAGACUUCCAUCCCUGCCAAAACUUUGAGAAGAGGAAAGAGAAGAGAUGGCAACAGAGAAAGGCACAGUAUGCGUAACAGGUGGUACAGGGUUUAUAGGAUCUUGGCUCAUCUUCAGGCUUCUUGAUCAGGGCUAUUCUGUCAGAACGACGGUUAGAUCCGACCCUGAGCAUAAGAAAGAUACCAGCUUCCUCACAAGUCUACCAGGAGCAUCAGAAAGGCUUCAAAUCUUCUGUGCAGAUCUCAGCAACCCUGAAAGUUUCGAUUCAGCCAUGGAAGGGUGCACGGGAGUCUUCCUUGUUGCCACUCCAGUUGAUUUUGAAGACAGAGAACCUGAGGAAAUAGUGACGGAGAGAUCGGUCAAUGGAGCGAUAGGGAUCUUGAAGGCUUGCCUAAAUUCGAAAACAGUGAAGCGAAUUGUAUACACUUCAAGUGCAUCAACCGUCCAGUUUACCAGCAAUAAGGAUGUAAAAGAAGUUGAUGAGAGGUUCUGGAGCGACGUGGAUUACAUCAAAGCUCUAAGGCCAUAUGGGGGAUCCUACGUGCUUUCCAAGACUUUGACUGAAAAGGCAGUCCUUGAAUUUUCAGACAAAAAUGGAUUGGGCGUUGUGACAUUGAUUCCUUCCUUUGUUGUCGGCCCAUUCAUUUGUCCUAAGCUCCCUGGCUCCGUUAGGACCUCAUUGGCUCUGGUUUAUGGAAACGUGGAAGAAUAUAAAUUUAUAGUGGAUUUAUCUAUGGUCCAUGUAGAAGAUGUUGCCAGGGCUCAUAUAUUCUUGUUCGAACAUGGUGAUGCAAAAGGGAGGUAUAACUGUUCAGCAGAUGAGAUAACAAUUCAAAAGAUGUCCGAGUUGCUUUCUGCCAAAUACCCUGAAUUUGAAAUACCCUCAAAAGAUUCUCUGAAGGAAAUUGAAGGGUAUAAAAUCCCAAGUGUGUCAUCAAAGAAGCUCUUGGAUUGUGGCUUUAAAUUUGAGUAUGGGAUUGAAGACAUGUUCAGUGGCGCAAUUCAAUGCUGUAAAGAAAAGGGUUAUCUGUAGCUGCCUCCUAUUCAGAAGUAUGACAUGACUGUAAAAACAUAUUUCCAGGAAAUAAAUAUAUUCUUCUCUGUUUUUGAGUUGAACUUUUA